Messenger RNA from Mastomys coucha (southern multimammate mouse), 2431 nucleotides. RefSeq names its product regulator of calcineurin 1 (gene Rcan1). Gene Ontology annotation, molecular function: calcium-dependent protein serine/threonine phosphatase regulator activity; nucleic acid binding. The transcript has 4 exons. The record is from RefSeq and is a predicted model, not a curated record. Lineage: Eukaryota; Metazoa; Chordata; Mammalia; Rodentia; Muridae. Gene Ontology annotation, biological process: calcium-mediated signaling. Gene Ontology annotation, cellular component: nucleus; cytoplasm. Bases 190 to 942 code for a protein of 250 amino acids.
CUUGGGCUCCGAGCAAGCUACGACUCUAGGCCGGCGAGCGCAGGCUGGUCGCCCCUCCCGCCCGGGGCGGAGGCUGACGGGGCGGGCGCUGGAAGGUAGCGUCCGGGCGCCGCGGUGACCCCGAGAGGGUGAAGCGAGAGCCAGCGGCCGCGGCGCGGAGCAGAGCGGAGCGAGGAGUGCGCGCUGGGCAUGGAGGACGGCGUGGCCGGGCCGCGGCUCGGAGAGGUGGCGGAGGCGGUCGAGGCGCGGGCACCCCGCAGGGUGACUCUGCGGCCCUUCGCGCCCUUCUCCGCGGCUGCCGAGGGGGACGGGGGCGGCGGCGACUGGAGCUUCAUCGACUGCGAGAUGGAGGAGGUGGAUCUGCAGGACCUGCCGAGCGCCACCAUCGCCUGCCACCUAGAUCCGCGCGUGUUCGUGGACGGCCUGUGCCGGGCCAAAUUUGAAUCCCUCUUCAGGACAUAUGACAAGGACACCACUUUCCAGUAUUUUAAGAGCUUCAAACGUGUCCGAAUAAACUUCAGCAACCCCUUAUCUGCAGCUGACGCCAGACUGCGGCUGCAUAAGACGGAAUUCCUGGGAAAGGAAAUGAAGUUAUAUUUUGCUCAGACUUUACACAUAGGAAGUUCACGCCUGGCUCCACCCAAUCCAGACAAACAGUUUCUCAUCUCUCCUCCUGCCUCUCCACCGGUUGGCUGGAAACAAGUAGAAGACGCCACUCCGGUCAUAAAUUACGAUCUUUUAUAUGCUAUCUCCAAGCUGGGGCCAGGGGAGAAGUACGAGCUGCAUGCAGCUACAGACACCACUCCCAGUGUGGUGGUCCACGUGUGUGAGAGUGACCAAGAGGAUGAGGAGGAGGAAGAGGAAAUGGAGAGAACGAAGAGACCCAAGCCAAAAAUCAUCCAGACACGGAGGCCAGAGUACACGCCUAUCCACCUCAGCUGAACCGGCACACAGACGGAGACAGUGCGUUCCGCAUCCCACGGGUUACGGUGCAGGUGGCCGGUCAUGGCUUUGGAGGUAACAGCCGUGACCACUGUGGCCGAUAUUCCAGUUCAUGUUGCUCAGAAGAGAGUCAAGGCCUCCUCUCCUUGUUCUGACGCUGCACCUCAGUCCAGGUCCAUGGCACCUGGGACUGUCUUGGACCAUUCACUGAGUGUGUGGCAAUCACACGAGGACACUGGGGACAUCCUGAGAAAGCUGAUAGUUCUUGUACUUGCUCUUUUGUAGGAUCUGUUUUUGGCAAGAAAAGGUUGACUGGUGGCCCAGGGAGAGAUUUCUGUUUCCAACCAACGUUCAGGGCACAGCCCCCACUCAUAGGCAGAGACACCCCAAAAGCCACCAAAUGUCCAGUGCAGAAAGGCUGUGGGACAACCCCCACCGUGUGGAAUUGUCCUCGUUCCUUCCCUCGUGGUCUAACAUUCAUGCAUGUCUAUUGCUGGGUCCCAAGACCAACCUCUGCUCACAUAGGAAGUCGCACUGUUUCCAUCUUGGGAAACUAAGAAAGUUCUAGACACUCCUCCCACUUGUCCUGGUCCCGCUGUCUCUGCACAGCAUCCAUGCACGUGGGGUGGAAGCUGGAGUCGUCUGCACGUCACCCUGCCCAGUGUCACUUGUGCAUCCCUGCAAAAGAAGUUGAUCUUGAGUCCCCGUGUAGAACUUAACUUCCCUGGUGAGAGAGCAGCGGGCUCGCUGCCAGCGUCUAUCUGUAGGUGGGAAGGUCUGGUUUGGGUGUUCGAGUUCAGCACGGUCUCCAUUGUUUCCUUCAUGUAGUGGUUUGUGCGUGAAUUUCAGCCAAAACCCUCUUUGGGAACUGUUGGUUGAGACAGUUUUUCGCCUCCAUUGAAACAUGAAGAUAAACUUGUAAAUAAAGCCAAGAGCAUAUCUUAGUACCUGUCUGUACCUGGGUGGAAGUAGAGGGCAGAGGGAGUUUCAGGCUGCCUGUGACUUUCGAGUGGUAGAAGUUACUGUCAUGUAUUUAAUGAGGUGAAUUCAGAGCAUGUGGAGUUCGUCGUAGCCAUGUGUUCCUAGAGGGACACAGUGCCUUUCCCCUUUCAUUCAGAUGACCAUGACACUCGGUGAACAUUUGAGAAUUUCUCCUUUUCUAGUCAUCGUGUGUGUAUGUGGUAAAUAGGUAUUCUGUUUUGGUCUUACAAUGCCAUUACAAAGUUUGUCACUCUGAAUAGCCUAAUGCCAAUUAACAGUGCAUGCUUUGGGGACUCAGAAGGUGGUUCCCCUGGGGAGCAAAUGGGUUGAUUGCCUCCAAACCCUGCUUGCAGCGCUCAGUGGGGAGGGAGCCUGCAGGUAGGAGGCCAGCCCGCUGCCCCACCCCCCAGUGUUUCUAGCUCUGCACUUUGAACUGGAAAGGCUAACCUCAAAGAUAUUUUUUUUAAACUGCAUUCUAUAAUAAAUCAACACAAUAUGCUCUUCUGGA